Messenger RNA from Capsella rubella, 1132 nucleotides. RefSeq names its product phosphoserine phosphatase, chloroplastic. Gene Ontology annotation, cellular component: cytoplasm. Gene Ontology annotation, molecular function: magnesium ion binding. The record is from RefSeq and is a predicted model, not a curated record. The coding region runs from base 116 to 1003 and encodes 295 amino acids. NCBI's taxonomy places the organism in Eukaryota, Viridiplantae, Streptophyta, Magnoliopsida, Brassicales, Brassicaceae. The transcript has 8 exons. Gene Ontology annotation, biological process: dephosphorylation; L-serine biosynthetic process.
AGAUUUUAGUCCAAGAAACAAAUAAAAUGUCUCCACAAGAUCUCACCGACGAUUUGAUUUCUCUCGUUCUCAGGCCGUCCUCACCGCCGGAACGAUUUGUUAAGCUCCAAGUUUAAUGGAAGCCUUAACUACUUCACGGGUUGUGCCACUUCAGGUUCCCUGUAGAAAGCCCUCAUCAAUUUUUGCUAAUUUUUCCUGCCUUGAAUCAAGGAGAUAUCCUUGUGGAGGGCGUGUUUCGAUUGUGAACCAUUCCAAAUUUCUCCGUCCAGUGACUGCUUCUGUGCAGCCACAGGAGUUGUCAGCUUUGGGUUACGAAGGCAAUAUUGUUCCUUCUAACGAAAUUCUUGAUCUUUGGCAAAGUGUUGAAGCGGUAUGCUUCGAUGUGGAUAGCACAGUUUGUGUGGAUGAAGGUAUUGAUGAACUUGCCGAGUUUUGUGGUGCUGGAAAGGCUGUUGCUGAAUGGACUGCCAGAGGUAUGGGUGGAUCUGUUCCAUUUGAAGAAGCUCUAGCUGCAAGACUUUCUUUGUUCAAGCCUUCUCUUGCGAAAGUUGAGGAAUAUCUCGAAAAGAGACCCCCAAGGUUAUCCCCUGGCAUUGAAGAGUUGGUCAAGAAGCUCAGAGCCAAUAAUAUUGAUGUCUAUUUGAUAUCUGGAGGUUUUCGACAGAUGAUCAGUCCUGUAGCAUCAAUUCUUGGCAUCCCUCGGGAGAAUAUCUUUGCCAACAAUCUUCUAUUUGGAAACUCUGGCGAGUUUCUGGGAUUUGAUGAGAAUGAACCUACAUCAAGAAGUGGAGGCAAAGCCAAGGCAGUGGAACAAAUACGAAAGGGUCGUUUCUACAAGACUAUGGCGAUGAUUGGAGAUGGUGCUACUGAUCUCGAAGCACGUAAACCUGGUGGCGCAGACUUGUUCAUAUGCUACGCUGGGGUUCAGCUUCGUGAAGCCGUUGCAGCAAAAGCAGACUGGCUUAUCUUCAAGUUUGAAUCUCUCCUAAACUCAUUGGACUAAAAGCUCUAUAUAGUGAUUAUUCUCAUAUAGCUAAACCCAUUAUCAUUUUUUUUGUCAACCUAAACUCGUUAUUCAUAUCUCCAAAUUUGUACCCCUUUUUUAUUUGUAUGAAACCAUUGAACCAACAAA